Messenger RNA from Cynoglossus semilaevis (tongue sole), 2186 nucleotides. It is a transcript of the gene chad, whose product is annotated as chondroadherin. Bases 154 to 1245 code for a protein of 363 amino acids. Lineage: Eukaryota; Metazoa; Chordata; Actinopteri; Pleuronectiformes; Cynoglossidae. Gene Ontology annotation, molecular function: protein binding. The transcript has 6 exons. The record is from RefSeq and is a predicted model, not a curated record.
CAUCGACCUUGUCAAACUACAUUUUAUGCCAGAUCAGCCCCAGCUCCUUCUCAGCCUCCUCACACAGUUUAAACUUCUGGACCUGAGGCAACAGAGAGAGAGAGAGAGAGAAAAUGGACAGGAUGUUUGAAAAGGAGGGGACGUUCACCAAGGAUGCGCUGUGUGAGCUGGUUGUUACUGGGAAACUGCCUCCUGGUGCUUGGCCGAGCGGUGCUGGGAGCCCCCAAUCAGUGCCCCAACCUCUGCCACUGUCACGGUGACCUUCAGCACGUCAUCUGUGACAGUGUUGGACUGAAGAGAAUUCCCCGGGUGUCAGAGGCCACACGUUUGCUGAACUUGCAGAGGAACAACAUCGGCAGCAUCCCCACAGGGGCCUUCAGCGAAAGCAAGGGUCUUAUCUCUCUGCACAUGCAGCAAUGUCAACUGAAAGAGAUCGAAUCCCAGGCAUUCAAGGGACUGAAGAAGCUUGUCUACCUCUACUUGUCCAACAAUGAGAUCAACAACAUCAGGCCUGGUGCUUUUGAUGAUCUCACCGAGCUUACCUACCUCCACCUAGACGGGAAUCAGAUUGGUGACCUGACAAAAGGCAUCUUCUCACCCAUGGUCAACCUGUUCAUUCUGCAGCUAAAUGACAACAGGCUGCGUGAAUUAAGGCCAGGGAUUUUCACAGGUGCCAAAGACCUCCGCUGGCUGCACAUGAGCGGAAACGAGUUGACCACCCUGCAUCCCGGCUCUCUAGAUGAUGUGGAGAACCUCGCUAUUCUUCACCUAGACAGAAACAAGAUGUCCACCUAUCCAAGUGCGGCAAUGAGUAAAUUGCGAGUGGUGGAGGAACUCACACUGGGGAGAAAUCUCAUGAGGACCAUCCCAGACAAUGCCUUCCAGAGCUUUGGACGCUACAUGGAGAAACUACACCUGGACAACAUGAAUCUGGAGAGGUUUUCUGACGGUGCAUUCACUGGAGUGACAGCCAUCAAGUCACUGCACUUGGACAACAACAAGCUCAGGUCCCUCCCCAAGAGCCUGGAAUUUGGCACAAUCACUAACCUCACCCUGUCAAACAACUCUUGGAGCUGCACCUGCCAGCUAGCUCCACUGCGCAGGUGGAUGGACUCUAGCCGCAGUCGUCCAGAUGCAGUGUGUGUUUCUCCACCUUCUCAGAAGGGGAAACAAGUCAGAGACAGCAACGCCUUCAUUGGCUGCAGAGUGAAGGCAAAGAGAGCUAAAAAAGGCACACGCCAGUGAGGAUGCAGCUAAUAUAGGUCAUUGGUGCUGAUGUUGUGUCUUUCCCACAGCAGCUGUAGUGAGUGGGAACCUGCCCAGGGGACUGGCUACAACGGUAGUGCUAACUCACUUCUAUUUCAAGACUGUUCGUCCAUUCACCUGUCAGAUGUUGUCAUUAGUUUAAACACAGAUGCAGCCAGACAUUUUACAACAAUAUAAAUCAGCUACUACUGUGGUCAACAGAAGUAAUGUUGUUUCAGUGUUUAACUUCACUUUAACAAUAAAGGUCAAGUAUGCAUGAGUGUUCUGUCAGUUCUUUAUAAACAAUAGCCUGUAGCUCCUCUUUAAACCCUUACAGGGAAGACAUGCUAAUUUACUCAAUUAAUUAUAAUCAUAUGUCAUAGCACCACUUUGAUACUGAAAGUCAUUUUAAACUACAUGUUGACUUCACAUGCUAUAUAAUAGAUGUUUUAGAAAAUUUAAACUUUAAAACCAGACUACAUCAAACAUUUAAACUAAGUUAAAUUACUUUACAUUAGAAAUUAAAGCAGAAAGUAGCCUCAGUGCAGAUAAACACACCACAAGAUAAUUCUUACGGCUAAUUAAAAAAUACUCCUGUGUAUUUGCUUUUAAAGGAAGGGGGGGAGUAAAUAUGAAUGUUAUUUACCUGUUUAACUCGGUUUACUUUAAGUAUAGGAAUAUAUUAAACCUUUACUCAAAACAUAAUAAUCUUCUAUAAAAUCCAAUAAAAAAAAUAGAUAGAAGCUGAAUUAAAAUGGUUAAUAAGCUAUGUAUUUAUCAUUAAAUGCUGUCUGUUUUUAUUUUUACACGGCUUAUACAUGUCUGAGCAUAAAAACAUGAUGUAGAGAGAAAUUAUCAAUAAAUUCUGUAUGUCUUACACAUUUUCACUAUCUUUCCAUAUAAUUUUAAAUGUUAUUGAUGAUAAUAAAGCCUAAAACGAA